Molecule: messenger RNA, 2223 nt
Organism: Clarias gariepinus (North African catfish)
Lineage: Eukaryota; Metazoa; Chordata; Actinopteri; Siluriformes; Clariidae
Gene: tmem138
Product: transmembrane protein 138
Exons: 4
Coding region: 587-1075 (162 amino acids)
Cellular component (GO): cilium
Source: RefSeq, a predicted model, not a curated record
UCUCCAUCCUCAAACCCACAUGGAUCAUCUCAAUCUUACAAAAAGAGGAAUUCUUUCCCACACUAAAUAGCACAGGCUUUGAGUGGUGAUGUAUUGAUCUGUGAAUUGUGCUGCUUUGGGUUCUGUCUCACUUCCUAACGCUGCUCUGUCUCAUGUCUUUUAGGUGAAGCCAGUGAUGACAGAAUUACGCUUUUCAUAACGUCUGCCUACAACCCUAUUUGGAUAGAUUUUGACUAACCUACAAUGCUUUAUCAAAUAUGAUAAAGCACUCAAAGGGUCAGCAAAGUGAGCACACCGUGUGUAAAUCUAAACCUCUAAAACCAUCUGAAUGUUUUGGUUUGAAUUCUUUUUUUCCCCUCAUUCUUAAAAUUUCCACAGUGAGAUAAGAAAUGGCUGAAGGAAAAGCGCUUUCAUGACUGGUUCUUAGCUUCUCUAAAAUCACAUGAGUGAGCUGCUUUGGACAUGAUCAUCUACACCAGUUCAGUUUUAAGCUUAUUUCUGUUGUUGCAUUAUAUCUGAGAGGAGCAGAACUACAAUAAAUACCCGCUAAAGGACAAGUUUGUGUGAGGCAACACUAAACUCCAAGAUGCUCCAGACUAAUAAUUAUUCGCUGGUGCUGCUGAUUCAGCUUUCUCUACUUGCCUUCGACCUCUUUGUCAACUCUUUCAGUGAACUUUUAAGAGCAGCUCCAGUCAUCCAGCUCGUGCUGUUCAUAAUCCAGGACAUCGCCAUCCUCUUCAAUGUCAUCAUCAUUCUGCUGAUGAUGUUCAACACGUACGUGUUCCAGGUGGGACUCCUGUCUCUUCUGCUAGAGAGAUUUAGAGCGCUGCUCAUCCUGUCUGCUGUCUACCUCACACUCAGCAUCUGCCUUCACUGCUGGAUCAUGAAUCUGAGGUGGAUGGAUUCAAAUCGUUUCAUCUGGACAGACGGCUUGCAGGUGCUCUUUGUGUUCCAGAGACUAGCUGCAGUUCUGUACUACUACUUGUACAAGCGCAGCAUUGAGUACCUUGGAGAUCCCAGACUGUACGAGGACUGUGCCUGGCUGCGGGAUGCUUUCGCUCGGGCACGACUAUGAUCCCGGUCUAAGGAACAAUAUAAAAACUGCAGCACGUUCAGGAUGGAGCCUACUGAUCUAGACCCAGUACUGGAACUAGAGCUAAGAGACUCACUUAGCAUACUAAUGGAGUGUUUUACUCAUGGAUUACUCCUUGGAAGACCUUACAAGAAGCACACCAAACUCAGAUAUUCUAUACAUUUUAAAAAUGAGCCAUAUUUUAAUAUAUGCUAAAACACAGCGCAUAAAAUAGACCAUGUUUUAUUAUUUCCAUGUUACUAUUUUAUAUUUUGACUACACGCGCUGCAGCAAAUAAAAGGCAUAGUUUGCACACUAGUCUCAGGCCUGAGUAAUUAAUUGUCCUGUAUAAGAUGAUGUUAUAUAGGUAAUUUUUUUAAUGAGAUUUUGUAUUGUAUUGACAGAAAUUCUGAUUAAAUCCUGAAAAAAAUAAUUGGUGAACAAAGAGUGAGCGAGUUUUGAUUUAUUUAAGACAUUUUAUACUUUUUAGGUAUGUUUUUUUUAUCUGUUCAAAAAGAUUCCUCAGACCCACACUGGUUUUCAGCAUUUUUAAAGUGCAUUCCAGAACGCAGAAUAGUACAGUAUAGUAUAAGGAGAAUAGUAUAAGGAUAUACCUAUUUAGUGUGUGUUCAGGACCCGAGUCAUUAACAUGGCUGCAGUAGGCGAGGAAAAUCAUCUCCCUGUCGACAUACUGGUGCAUGGACUAUUUCACAAAGGAGGCCUAAGAGAGGGAGGAAGACGUACUAUCUACGCAUGUGAGCAGGCAAAGCUGUGCUGUUCAGAAUCAACCCCAGCCCCGUGAAAAGGACAAUGCUUCACAAAUCUUAACCACAUACUGUAGAUCUAAAACAAUGGAACACUAUGGAAGAACUACUUCGACCAACUGAACAUCUGUUAGCCUAUGCGAAUGUAAUACUGAAUCAAGACACAUAGCUAGCGCAAGACCAUAACAAAAUACAUGGUGGAUACUACUUCAAAACUUUGACUACAACUUAGUACUACUGCAUGCGUCCACUAUCUCUCUGUGAAUGCUGUGAGUCAGGUAGUCAUCGUGAAAACUUAAUCUUGGAAGAUUUACUUCAGUAUCGGACAUUUAACAUUAUCACUAUCUCAGUCAAUGACUUUGAAUCGUGAAACUCGAAGCUAACAAG